ACCUCCUUCCAAUAUUUAAAAAUGGAGGAAGGGGUUAAUAAUAGUCCAAAUGGACGUCCCCCUCCUCCCGGCUUUAAUCAAGCUUAUUUGGAAAGUAAUCAACCGGUUGGUGGGGCGGGGAAUAUUGCUUCUGUUGGGAUUGUGGGGCAACAACCAUCAGCAGCUAGAGCAGAUUUGUGGCAACAAACAUUACAGGCGGCCGUUGCAGCCACCACACAACCAGAAUCUCGACGGAGAAUGCAAUCUAGAAAGCCUUUAAGGCAAACUCCUGUUGAACGCAAUGAACGUUCUCUAUUGUGUCUUACAGUGCAAAAUCCUUUAAGGAGAGCUUGCAUAUCUAUCACUGAAUGGAGACCUUUUGAAUGGCUAAUACUUAUGAUGAUUUGUGCCAAUUGCAUAGCCCUUGCCGUUUACCAGCCUUAUCCAAUGCAAGAUUCAGAUACAAAAAAUACAGUAUUGGAGAAUUUGGAAUAUUUAUUUAUUGUUGUUUUUACUGCUGAAUGUAUAAUUAAAGUUAUUGCACUUGGAUUUUUACUUCAUCCGGGAGCAUAUUUGAGAAAUGCUUGGAAUAUUCUUGACUUUAUUAUUGUUGUUAUCGGAAUAAUCAGCACAGUACUUUCUCGAAUCAACGUCCAAGCAUUUGACGUCAAAGCUCUUCGUGCCUUUCGUGUUCUCCGACCAUUAAGAUUAGUUUCUAACGUUCCAAGUUUACAAGUUGUGCUCAACGCUAUCUUACGUGCAAUGAUACCUUUAUUACAUAUUGCAAUGCUUGUAUUAUUUGUUAUUUUAAUUUAUGCAAUUAUUGGGUUGGAAUUGUUUUGUGGAAAGUUACAUUCGACUUGUGUGGAUACUUCUAAUGGAGAAUUUGCACAAAAAGAGCCUUCGACUUGUGGACUAGCCCCAAGUGCAUAUCAUUGCGAACCGUCCUCAUUUUCCUCAGCUAUACACGCCAGAAAUAAUAAAUGGAUAUGUUCACCUAAUACAACAUGGCUGGGUCCAAAUAAUGGAAUAACUAAUUUUGAUAAUAUUGGUUUGGCUAUGUUAACGGUAUUUCAAUGUGUGUCUUUGGAAGGAUGGACUGAUGUUAUGUAUUGGGUGAGUAGAGGGUUGUUGAUUAUAAAGUACCCCCUUAGGGUCGGAAAAAUCGACCUUAUAAGGAGGGUAUUUUUAAUUGAGGGUAUUGUAAAAACGAUCUUAUAUAGAGGUGUCGCUUAAAUAGAGGUGUUUCUAGUAUUGGAUGUAUCUUAUAAUGAUGUGUCCUUUAUAUAGAGGGUAUCCAAUAUUGGGUGUCUUGUAAUGAGGUGUCUUAAAUAGAGUGUAUCUUAUAAUGAAGUGUAUUUUAGUAAAUAGAGGAUAUCG
This is a messenger RNA of Meloidogyne enterolobii, 1359 nucleotides long. Lineage: Eukaryota; Metazoa; Nematoda; Chromadorea; Rhabditida; Meloidogynidae. The record is from the annotation of a GenBank genome assembly.